Molecule: messenger RNA, 1728 nt
Organism: Amaranthus tricolor (Joseph's coat)
Lineage: Eukaryota; Viridiplantae; Streptophyta; Magnoliopsida; Caryophyllales; Amaranthaceae
Product: probable vacuolar amino acid transporter YPQ3
Exons: 12
Coding region: 379-1539 (386 amino acids)
Source: RefSeq, a predicted model, not a curated record
AUUCUAUUAAUUUCAUAUACUUCGUAACUUAAUCUUGAAUCAAAACAAAACAUAUGAAAAUCAGAUCAUGGCCUCAAAUAAAAAAGUAUUUAUUUUUAGGAAAAAACAAAAAAUAUUUUAAUCUUAUUAUUUCCUUCUCUUAAAUUGAUUCGGUAAUUUUGAGAAAAGUGUGAUAAGUGGCAAUGAGAAGGCUAAAAAGGGCCAUAAAAGAAGCAGUAGUUCUAGUAAACCCCCGGUCACCCACUGAGUUUAGACGGACUACUCUUAUUUAUAUAGAAAUUGUAUUCGGAAUUCAGAAGCCGAAACCAAUGCCAUAAAAAUAAAAAUAAAAAUAAAAAAUAAAACAGAAAAAAAAAAGAGAGAAUUAAGAAGAGAAAUAUGAAAUCGUAUUGUUGGAAGGAAGGAAAAACAUGCGUGAAAUGGGUUCGUAAAUACUUCAAAGAUUGUCUAUGUAAUAUGAAUGAUGAUUUAUCGUUUUCGUUUGGUAUUCUUAGUUUAUUAUCAUGGGGUGUCGCUGAAAUCCCUCAAAUCUUCACCAAUUUUCAAGCUAAGUCUAGCCAUGGCGUCUCUCUUCUUUUCCUCCUUGGUUGGGUUCUUGGUGAUAUUUUUAAUCUUGUGGGUUGCCUUCUUGAGCCUGCUACACUGCCAACCCAGUUUUAUACAGCCUUUCUUUACACAGCCAGCACAAUAGUGCUCGUGUUGCAGAGCCUGUACUAUGACUACUUCUACAAAUGGCUGAAAUGUCGUCAUAAUAUAGUCCAUCAUGAAGAGGAGUUAGAAGACGAGAAAAAACCACUGAAUCCAAAACCGACCCAGGGAAGUAUGCCAAUUGCUUGUGCACCAGUAAGAGCUCCAACUCGAAGAUAUUACACGUCAGCAAGGUCUCUAGCUGGAAGUGACACACCCCCUUUUAGAUCUUAUCUGAUUGUUGGCCCCAGGAGUGGUCCAUCAGUGUUAGAGCAUGAGGACCAUUCAUCUUCUGAUGAGGAAGAAACUAAUCCUAUUCCAAUCCCUCCCAAGAGAGGUACCACUAGCCUGCCUAGACAGAUUCCUCGUCCGGCUGCUCGAGGAGCAAUAGUGGCUGCGACUGUCAGCUUACCAUUGGGAGGCCAUGCGUUAUCAGAAGCUUUUAGGGGCCUUUCUGGGAGGAGAAUGUUAAGCAUGCAGGAACACAGUCCUCAGCACAGUGCAGUUGGUCAGUGGUUGGGAUGGAUGAUGGCAGCUAUUUACAUGGGCGGUCGCAUUCCUCAGAUCUUAUGGAAUAUCAAAAGAGGAAGUGUGGAGGGCCUUAAUCCACUGAUGUUUGUAUUUGCACUUAUCGCUAAUGUCGCCUACGUUGCUAGCAUAUUGGUGAGACGUCCAGAAUUGGAGGAAAUCAAAGCAAACUUGCCUUGGUUGCUGGAUGCUAUAGUAUGCGUGGUGCUCGACUUAUUUAUAAUAAUGCAGUAUGUCUAUUACAAACACAUACGAAAGAGGAAUGCAAGAGAAGAAGAUCACAAUAACUACUACGAGGAAGCGCAAAAACCAGUUGUAUCUUGACUCCUGACUCCUGAGUAACUUGUAGCAUUACAUACUACCCUUGAAGGAGGGAUCAAAGUGUAGCUUAUGAAGGCAUAAGCGAAUUGCGAAUUUGGUUCUUGUAUCUUAAUCUAAUGAAACUAUGCUUAUGUACAUUCGAUUUUACAUAAAUGCUAACCAUUGGAAAUGGUCUCUCCAAUGUUCGUCUAU